Stegastes partitus (bicolor damselfish) is the source of this 2992-nucleotide messenger RNA. It is a transcript of the gene hoxb9a, whose product is annotated as homeobox B9a. Gene Ontology annotation, biological process: anterior/posterior pattern specification; regulation of transcription by RNA polymerase II; DNA-templated transcription. Bases 154 to 1002 code for a protein of 282 amino acids. NCBI's taxonomy places the organism in Eukaryota, Metazoa, Chordata, Actinopteri, Pomacentridae. The transcript has 2 exons. The record is from RefSeq and is a predicted model, not a curated record. Gene Ontology annotation, cellular component: nucleus. Gene Ontology annotation, molecular function: DNA-binding transcription factor activity, RNA polymerase II-specific; RNA polymerase II cis-regulatory region sequence-specific DNA binding.
AGAGAGAGAGAGAGAGGAAGGGAGGGGGCGAGCUCGCAAAGAACAGAAGAGAAGAAGAAGAAAAAGAGAGAGAGAAGGAAAGAGAGGAAAAUCUCGUAAUGUCUCUCUUCUCCAUUUAGUGAACUCGCGGCGUUUCGCAGAUAAUGUCCGAGAAUGUCCAUUUCUGGGACUUUGAGCAACUAUUACGUGGACUCCAUCAUAAGUCACGAGAGCGAUGAACUCUCAGCCCCGGCUCGCUUCCCCAGCGUCCAGUACUCUGGCUCCAGCUCCGCGGCGGCCGCGGGCGGGAGGCUGCCCGGCGGCGCUGCGCAGGCGGAGCAUCCCCAUCCAGAGUCCUAUCCAUCCUGCAGCUUCCAGCCCAAGCCUCCGGUCUUCUCCUCGUCCUGGAGCCCGUUCAGCCCUCACCACGGGGCCAGCGGCCUCCCCGCUGUCUACCACCCCUACAUCCCAGCCCAGCACGUGCCCGCCGCGGACACACGGUACAUACGCUCGUGGCUGGACUGCGCGCCGCGCGGCUCCGAGUCCGUCCCGGGGCAGGGCCAAACGGGGCAGGUCAAGCUGGAGCCGCAGCUCGGCCACCUCGGAGGAGAGAUCCCACCCAAAAUCGGCGGACAGCACCAACACGAGACCACCACGUACAUCUUGGAGUCGACGUCCACGGCGGCGCGAGAGCUGAGCCACCAUCCGAGCGCCAUCCCGGGAGCAGGGUUCGAGGAAAAUAAGGACAUUUGUGAAGGGAGUGAGGACAAAGACGGCCUGGAUCAAAAUGACCCUUCGGCCAACUGGCUGCAUGCACGCUCCUCCAGGAAGAAGCGGUGUCCCUACACCAAAUACCAGACGCUCGAGCUGGAGAAGGAGUUCUUGUUCAACAUGUACCUCACGAGGGACCGGCGGCACGAGGUGGCGCGCGCGCUCAACCUGACGGAGCGGCAGGUGAAGAUCUGGUUCCAGAACCGGAGGAUGAAGAUGAAGAAACAGAGCAAGGACCAACCCAAGGACUAGCGGGACUCACACACACAUUCUGACGCACGCACGCUCACACCAUGUAUCCAACACACAGCCCCUCGUUUCUUAGACACGAAAUGGCCUUUCCCAAGAACUGCAAAAAUAUACAUAUAUACAUCUGCUGUUUUCACUCUGUUUUAACCUUCACUGGGUGAGCUUCACGCCAAUCUAUAUCCUACACAUGAUCAAUUGCUUUAUUGAUCCCUAGCGGACGCCGUAACGUUAGAACUGAAGUCUUAAGAGCGUCUGAUGUUCAGUGAGAUGGACGGAGGCUGGAACUUUGGAGUCGUUUGUAUUAAUGGAGGAUGAUGGUAAAAGUCAGACAACCAACAAUUCCUCCCGGACUUCUUCUCCUUUAAACGAGUCUGACUCCAUAUAAACCUGCGGAUGGGACUGUUUGCUUGAUGAACUCGUUCAUGGUUCUGACGUCCUCGUGGUUUUAUCUGUAUUAGAUUAUUAAUUAGGCUUUGAUAUUAGGCUACAUUAUGAAAGGGAAGCAAAGGAAGCAGCAAACCGCCAAGUGAUGCUACAGAGGACGAGUGGGAGGGGAAACAGAGAGAAAAAAGCUUUCUUUUUUUUUCUUCCUCAAGCUCUUCCUUUAUUAGUUAUUUAUUGUAUUGUUGACACCGGAGACGCGCGGAGGUGCUGAAACCGGGAUUUCACAUGGCCAUUAAUAAGCACGCGGAGCAGAUGGGCUGCUGCACGUAGACACACUGCGGUCCAUCCUUAUUUUUCUUCCUCUCUUUUUUUUCCUGUUUCUCUCAUUGCUGGCAGAAUUUGAUUAGAAAGCGCCUGAUGGUCGGCGUUGAUAUAAGCAGCCAGCCGCCGUUUGUUUCCCGGUUGUCGGCCUAAGUAAUGAGCAAGAUACCGGAGGGGGGUGGAGGAGGAGGAGGGGAGUUUGGAAGUGAUGUGGAGGCAGGGGUGUUAACUCGACUCAGCAGCUGGGUAUCCGAUUAGGCUGCUGUCAAUACCGUGGAUCUCCGCCCUGCAGCUUUGCGUUCCGGAUGCUUUAUGCGCUGCGGCGGCGGCGGCUCCUCCGCGGCCUGUAUCGGCUAUCGAUAGCCGCCCUCUCCGCGUCACACCAGCCGAAGGUUGCAUGUUCAAACCGAGCUUCCAGCAUCAAGCUUUUUUUCCUUUUUAUGUGUGUGUGUGAAUCCGAGUCAGAUUUAUUCCGGCAAACUGCAUCCUGAGGAUCAGCGCGGCCCCGCCGCCGCUCUGACCCGGAUUCCACGAUGCAAACCGCACAGAGCUUCUGCUGCUGUCGCUCCACUGACUCUCAGAUAAACACUCUAGAACCGACACGACACUUUUUAAUUAGACUGGCCAGUACAAAUCCUCCACGGCUGCUACUUCUUUUACGCAUUUCAUUCCAGUGCGCGCAGAUCCACGCGUGGCACAGGUCCGCGCGCCGCACACUCAAACCAACGGCACCGUCUCCGUCACCACAGUCCAACUCUUUACUCAACGUGUUGCAUUUAAAAACAAAUAAGAAUCAGCUCUAUUUUUAUACAUACAGUAUAUAGUGUAUUAUCUGCUAUGCAAGGCGGCUUCUCUCAUUUCAGGAACAUAUUCUACAAGCGCGCGCAACGGCGGCUUCCGAACGCAGCCCGGACGGACAGAGCGACGCAUUGGGUCAGAACGUUUACGGACGUUUUGUUUUUCAAUUCUACUCUUUUUGUUUUUCUCUCUCUCGCCUGAUAAUACGUUUCCUAGAGGUUGUGUUGGAGGCCGGUAUCAGCGGGCACAGCAGAACGGUUCGGACUGAUUCCCGCGCUCCAUGUUUCAGCAGCAGCAGCGGCUCCGAGUUCUAUCCGGUCAGGCUUCAGUUUAUGCAGAUUUUUAUUGAUCUGAGUGUUAAAACAUGAAGAGGCCGCGCUGGAAGGCCGCUGCGCUGUUCUGUGGAGUGUCGGCGUCCCGUGGCACUUUUAUGGACGGAUCAUAAACAACACGUCGACUUGUGUGUGUGAGUGUGUGUGUGUGUGUGUGU